AUGAAUUAUUCUCAAAUACAAGAAAAUGAAUCUCAGAAUAAAAUUUUAGAAGAAUUAUUUCUUCGGUAUCAUCAAAUACUUAAAUAUUAUAAAUGUGAUAUCGAAGUUGCUGAAAAUUCUGAAUGUAAAAA
Molecule: messenger RNA, 131 nt
Organism: Racocetra persica
Lineage: Eukaryota; Fungi; Glomeromycota; Glomeromycetes; Diversisporales; Gigasporaceae
Source: the annotation of a GenBank genome assembly